UUCUGGCCGAGAGCCUAGAACACCAAUGAGCGCUCCUCUGGUACUACGACCACAGCCCUGCGUUCUGGUACUGCAUCUGGUGAAGUUUUAACAGGGGAGACAAAGCAGGAAAUGUCAAAACCAGUUAUGACUGUCCCCAAAUCAAUAUUAACAAAGCCAUCGUCCUCAGCAGAUCCAAGAUACUUAGCUGUUCAUCAGUCACCCAAUAUCAGCGUUGCUGAGCCACGCUCACCUCAAGGCAGCGAUACUUCUCUCUUCCUCUCUCGCCUCAACACCAUUUGGAAAGGAUUUAUUAAUCUGCAGAGUGUGGCCAAAUUUAUCACUAAAGCAUAUCCUGUCUCCGGGUGCUUUGAUUAUCUUAGUGAGGAUUUACCAGACACGAUUCAUAUUGGUGGGAAGAUCUCACCGAAGGCAGUCUGGGAUUAUGUUGGCAAACUCCAAUCUUCACUUUGUAAGGAAUUGUUUUUGAUUCGUUUGAUUCGUUUCCAUCCUGCCACAGAAGAAGAAGAAGUUGCCUAUAUCUCUCUCUACUCCUAUUUUAGCAGUCGUCGUUGUUUUGGUGUUGUAACUAAUAACAACAGACAUGUCAAGAAUCUCUACCUGAUCCCACUGAGUUCUAAGGACCCAAUUCCUUCCAACCUCUUGCCCUUUAAGGGACCAGGUAAGCACAAAAUUUAGGGGAGGUUAACUGCUAGGUAAAAUUACAAAACGAGUAAAUCAGAGACCAAUUGGUUUUGAAUGUUUAAUGUAAGCAGAAUUAAAAAAUACAUAAUUUUAUAAAAACA
This is a messenger RNA of Anas platyrhynchos (mallard), 785 nucleotides long. Lineage: Eukaryota; Metazoa; Chordata; Aves; Anseriformes; Anatidae. The record is from RefSeq and is a predicted model, not a curated record.